AUGCCUCCCAAAAUUCCCGAACACCUCUAUCAUGUCCUCUUAACCAUCACUCGCCUCAACAAGAACCCCAAUAAUCUCGUCGAAAUCCUCCGUAUCCCUGGAACUUACACCAGUCUACUCGCCGCCAAAGCCGCGGCGCACAGCUGUCUCUACGACGCCGGCUACGAGCGUGACUUCUUUCCAACCUAUGAAACCAGCGCCCACAUUUUCGAACAAGAGAACCUGCCCGAUCGCACAGGACUCGCCAUUUACGCCGUUGCGCCAGACGGCACCACCUUCCGCGUCCGCAUCGAUACCACACAGAACAAGCUUCAGCUGACCACCGAUCUCGACGAUGGCCGUAUCUCUAUCCCGCUAUUUUACGUCGUGCAGGCGAAUGUAGAAUAUGAUGCCAUCGAGGGGGAAAGCACAGUGCGGGAGGUAAUAGUGCAGGGCACAUUUACGGAUUACAUGCAAGCAAGGGAGUACGCGAAGGGAGUCUUGUUGUCGGAGAAAGAUGGCAUUCUGAAGGGCAGUUAUGCGGCGUAUGUGGAGGCCGGAGAGGGGGAACGGGAUUGUGGAUUUGGUGAAAAUGUGGUAGUGCAUGCGGCGUCAGACUAUGGGGUGAACUAUUUGGUCAGUGUAAUCCGAAAUCAGGAAUUGGGCAGUAAAUAUCCACUUGUUCACUGUCUCGCAUCAGAAUCUUCUGGAUACGACAGUCACAAGCCUACUACCAUCAUGCCACCCGGCAUACAUUUCCAGGCGUGGAACCUCAUCCAUGGAACCGCACCCCCCAAGACCACCUUGACUUCCAACCCCACGCAUCCCCGGAUUUCCACUUAGUUUGGGACCCAUAUUCAAGACCCAUCUCUUGAUGCAUGUCAGAAAGCAAAGGAAGGCGCAUGCUCUCUCUAGGAGUUUCUAUCCGAAAUGACCCCGCGCGAGCCACCCGCGUACAAAU
This is a messenger RNA of Aspergillus neoniger CBS 115656, 940 nucleotides long. RefSeq lists its product as uncharacterized. Lineage: Eukaryota; Fungi; Ascomycota; Eurotiomycetes; Eurotiales; Aspergillaceae. The record is from RefSeq and is a predicted model, not a curated record. The transcript has 2 exons. The coding region runs from base 1 to 822 and encodes 273 amino acids.